AUGGAAGAUUUCGGCAUUGAGUUUGCUGAUGUCAAGUCGACCGCGGACCCUACUGGCCUGGUGAGCGAAAUAAAGGAGAAAAGUCUUUUGCUCCCAAAAGAAAGCAACAUCAUGGAGGCCAAACAUCCAAUUUCACAAGAUUUAUUUUUUCGUCUUGUCAACAAUCCAGCAAGAGAAGAGCUACAUUUGGACAAUCGACUUCUUCCUGAUUGCACUGUCUUCAUACACACUUGCACAGAUGACCAAGCACCCACACAAAUGAACAAACAUAUGCACAUGUACGCUAUUGCACAUAAGCAUUUCUGUGUGUGGGCUAAGUGUCUGCUCGAAGCCUAG
Molecule: messenger RNA, 336 nt
Organism: Protopolystoma xenopodis
Lineage: Eukaryota; Metazoa; Platyhelminthes; Monogenea; Polystomatidea; Polystomatidae
Source: the annotation of a GenBank genome assembly